GUGCGCCCGCCUCCCCUUCCCCGCCGGAACCCCGAGCGCGGCGCCGGGGACGGAGGGGCCGCAGGGCGACGGACAGCCGAGCGGAGGGCGGACGGGCGGGCGGACGGGCGGCGGGGCCGCGCCGGAGCCAGCGGAGCAGCGUCCGCCAUGGUGCUCGUCAAAGAAUACCGCGUCGUUUUGCCUGUGUCGGUGGAGGAGUACCAGGUGGGGCAGUUGUACUCUGUUGCUGAGGCCAGCAAGAAUGAAACUGGCGGGGGCGAAGGGGUGGAAGUGCUGGUGAACGAGCCCUACGAGCGAGAUGGGGAGCGAGGGCAAUUCACACACAAGAUAUACCACUUGCAGAGCAAAGUCCCUCCCUUUGUAAGGAUGUUGGCCCCUGAGGGUGCCCUGGACAUUCAUGAGAAGGCCUGGAAUGCCUACCCUUUCUGCCGGACCGUUAUAACAAAUGAGUACAUGAAGGAUGACUUCCUGAUCAAAAUUGAAACCUGGCACAAAGCAGAUACGGGCAUGCAGGAGAAUGUCCAUAAACUGGAUCCUGAGGAGUGGAAGAACGUGGAGGCCGUUUAUAUAGACAUUGGGGACCGGAGCCAUGUGCUUUCCAGGGACUACAAGCCAGAAGAAGACCCAGCAAAAUUUAAAUCGGUCAAGACUGGCCGUGGCCCUCUGGGCCCCAACUGGAAGAAGGAGCUGGGCAAGCAGGCCGAAUGCCCAUACAUGUGUGCUUACAAGCUGGUCACGGUCAAAUUCAAGUGGUGGGGUCUGCAAAACAAAAUUGAGAACUUUAUCCAGAAGCAAGAGAGGCGGCUUUUUACGAAUUUCCACCGGCAGCUGUUCUGCUGGCUUGAUAAAUGGGUUGACCUGACAAUGGAGGACAUUCGUAGGAUGGAGGACGAGACAAAGAGGCAGCUGGAUGAGAUGAGAGAGAGAGACCCUCUGAAAGGCAUGUCGGCUUCAGACGAGUAGCAUGGAUUCCUUGACCACACGUUUGCUAGAGUGUCUCCGGGAAGGCCAAGGAACUCCACCCUCUUGACCAGCGGACCGUCUCUGGACAUUCAAGCCCUCUUCCUCCAGUCGGCCGGCAACUUCUGCCCCCCUUGCUAAUUCUAGUUGCCCUUAAUCUAGUGAGCAAAUCCUUUGGUCCUGAGCGCCCGGGCCAUGGUGUCCGGGGAAGAGGUGGCCCUUCAGGACAGCUGCUUCUGUGACCACCCCCUUUCCCCAGGGAGGGGCACACACCAGUUCUCAUGUGACUCUUUGAUUUCCAAGUGGCAGGUUUUGUUGAAGUAGUUUUGUGAUGUGGUGAUUUAAGAGUUCCUCAGCCCCUAUCUUUGUUUCCCCUCUUCCGAAUUCUGGGAUGGCGCUGCACUUGUGGAGCCGGGAGCUCAGCACUGAGUGCCACAAAUGCUGGGAUCCGGAAGCCUUUUUUCUCUGUAAAGAAUAUUCUUGUCUUGGGUGCAUCUCUGGCACCCUUGGCACAAGUGUGGCUGCUGGCACACGGUUUCCCCAAUCACCUUGUGGUCUCCUCUCCUUACCCCACCCUGUCCUGAGGCCACCGCUGCUGCUUCUUUGGGGCUGUGCGUCCUGGAGUUCAGGAACAACAAUGGAAGCCCCUCUCCACUCUGAGAGUGGGGAGGGUCUCACUCAUCUGACCAAACCACAUUCAGCUCCUUUUUUCCGGGGUUGCUUGAAUUGGGGCUUGUGCUUUUGGAGGAGGUCCCCAAGCCCAGCCCUGGCGCUGGACUCCCCUUCAGACAAUCAGAUGAGCAAGGGGGAGAGAACAUCCUUCACAGUGGGGGGGAUUCCAUCCCUGGAUCUCUGCCUCCCCCUCCGUAGCAAUGUCGGAGGGGAGGUUAGAGUGGCCUUUGGGGAGGACAGAGGCUCCCCCCCCCCCCCCCCCCAUGCUCUUCCCCAUUCCUUGCCAGCCGAUUCGUUUCUUGCCUUAAAGUGCAAUAACCAAGGCUGUUCUGCUGUGGCCGAAGGGGUCUCCCUUGGCAGGGCCUCUGUGGCUUUUGUGUUGAGCCGAGAGGGCUUUUCAGGAAGUUGGCGGUUCCUGGGCACAGGAGGCAGAAUUAAAGCAGGGCUGGAAUGUCCCCGGCCGGCCAGGCCAAGUCCUUUGGGAUCCGGCUGUGUCCCACUAGUCCUCCCUUUCCUCUGAGGCACGCGGGUGCCGAGUAAUCCUCUCUCCUCCAAAACGCAGAGAACUACAACACAGAGAAUUAUUGUGUGGCUAAGAGGAUCUGCUCAAACACAUUACUGUUCCCACUCCUGCUUAAAAGAUUUGGGUUUAACUCGGAGGCUUUCUGGCGGGUGGCAGUGCAUCUCUGGGAACAGAUGGUGACAUUUUGAGGAUGGGGGAAAGAAUUAAAACGACUCUAGUAGGAAAAGGCAAGAAUUCUUAUUAAAACAUAACUUCCUUGCUUAGCAGCAAGAGCAAGACAAGUGCAGAUACCCCCCCCCGUGUCCUGCAUUGGAGUUGACCCAGUGCGCCCCUCCCCAGCUGCAGCUGAGGCUCCUGUAGAGCCCCCUGUUCCCCAUUGGCAGUGAUGACUGCCCCCCCCUUGUUUCCUACCAAGGAGAGCGAGUGGCGAUGGAGAGCAAUGCAGCUGCUCCAGUGCGUUGCGUGGCAUCUGGUUUCAUGCUCCAGAAUCCUCGACCCUGAAAGGGGCUUGUGGCAGGGGCUACGGGCCAAGUGCGGAGACACAAACAGCAGAUUCCGCUUGCUUUGCAUUGUGAUGGUCGAAGCUCCGGUGGGUAAACACCCCUCCUCCCCCUUUUAGCAUGCUCUUGUUUUUCUCUCUUUUCUGCCGAACCUGCAAGGACUCCCUGACCAGUCCAGCUGGGUUCCCCGUGCUAUUUGUUUAUCCGGCAUUCGCUCUGUAGGAUAGGUUAGAUGAUCUCCAUUGUUUCUUUACUGUGAGUUGUGCCUUUUUUGGUCUCCCAAUCUUCCAAUACAGGCCUAUUGGAAUAACUCUUAAUAAAAUCAUAGACAGAAGAGCA
This is a messenger RNA of Pantherophis guttatus, 2994 nucleotides long. It is a transcript of the gene PITPNA, whose product is annotated as phosphatidylinositol transfer protein alpha. Gene Ontology annotation, molecular function: phosphatidylcholine binding; phosphatidylinositol transfer activity; phosphatidylcholine intramembrane carrier activity. NCBI's taxonomy places the organism in Eukaryota, Metazoa, Chordata, Lepidosauria, Squamata, Colubridae. The record is from RefSeq and is a predicted model, not a curated record. Gene Ontology annotation, biological process: phospholipid transport. Gene Ontology annotation, cellular component: cytoplasm.